AAAUUAUAGAGAAAUAUAUAUCUUUAUAAUACCUAGUUUUAACUAUUAGAGGUUUUUAACCUAAUUAUUUCUGAUUUAACCUUUUUCCUUUCCUGCUAUCUAAUGGCUACAGAUAUACAGAAACUUAUGGGACAAGAGUUCCUAAAAUAUAAAGUAAAUAAUUUGGAGAACAAAGUUAAAGAUAAAAGUAUAUAUCUCGUUGAUAUAACAUCCUUAAUAUUCGGUUUAAACGUUAUUAAAUUGUGGUUAAAAGAUGGUUAUACGAUCUAUAUACCUUUAUAUACGAUCUAUUCAUUAGAUGAAUUAAAGCAAUCAGAUAAUAUCAAAUUAGAAAAGCUAUCAAGGUCAGCGUCAUCAUUUAUUGAAAAGGAGUUAAAUAAAAGGAAGCUACAUUUGCAAUCUAUUGAAUAUAAUAAUAAUGAUAAUCAUUUUGAUAAAAUAAAGAAAUCAUUAUCUCAGUUUAACAAUCAAACUCAGUUAGUGAUAGCUACACCAACGAUUGAGACUAAUUACACUUUUUUUGAUAUAAAGAAUAUUGAAAGUAGUUUAAACACAACAGGAUACCCUAUCAAUCAUUUACUACCAGCUGAAAUUGAAGAAGCAAAUUUAUAUUUUAAACAAAAGAAAUUAAACAAGUAUAAGAACAAUUAGAAUGCAGGUACCUAUUAUAUUAGAUUUAUUUAUUAUCUUAAACUAUCUACUCACUAAUAAUUCGCCUGCUACUCUAAUGAACGCAAUUGAACCAAUGAAGAAUGUUGAUCCCCAUACGAUUGGUAAAUUAUCUGGACUCAUUGAUGAUUUUAUACAUUUUCUAAGGAAUCCCUCAUUAGUUGGACCCUCUGGUGUUGUCAAAUAACCUGGCUUUGCAGAAUCCAUUACGACAGUUUAGAUC
Messenger RNA from Wallemia mellicola CBS 633.66, 892 nucleotides. RefSeq lists its product as hypothetical. Bases 103 to 651 code for a protein of 182 amino acids. The record is from RefSeq and is a predicted model, not a curated record. NCBI's taxonomy places the organism in Eukaryota, Fungi, Basidiomycota, Wallemiomycetes, Wallemiales, Wallemiaceae. The transcript has a single exon.